AUGUCCACUUCAGAUGAUGUAUUUCAGACACUCUCAGAGAUCUUCUCGACUAGAAACAGUCAGGUUCUUGAAAUCGAAAUUCUCUCUCCAGGAUUCGGCCCUCUCCUCCAAGAUGGACGUUCGAUAGGCAUCACCAAGAAAGCGUUGGUGCAGGCCUUUGCGGUUGCUAGAAGCAUAUUCUUCGACCUUAUCGGUGAUUCUUUGGAUACAAGUCCUCAUGAUGAAAAAUCUCGGUCUAGAGUGGAUGAUCUUUUGGUCUCGUCUGAGAUUCUCCUGCUCUUUGACUGUGAGCAUCUCACGGCUUGCAAUUGGAGAAAGAAGCGACUGGCAGCUCUGAUACAAGACCAAGAUUCGUCAAAUGGGAACAGUCCAGGAUAUGAGAAUCUCAUUCAAAUCCUGGAGUCGGAACUCACCCUGAUGACGACAUAUCUCUGCUCUCCACUGCAUCGACAUACCAAGUCUCCUACUUUAUGGCAGCAUCGGUCCUGGGUGCUGACUCAAACCAUUAGAGGUCGAAGUCCCAACCAGGAGCUGUUUACAACAGAACUGACAGUCGUGCUUCGCGCCGGAGAACUACAUCCCAAAAACUACUAUGCGUUUAGCUACAUACGACAGCUACACCGCGCGCUUUCAGAAAUUGGCAAAGAAACCGGGGAUACUUUUGAAUUAUUAGCUCAAUCAGCCAUUCACCCGACUGUUAGCUGGUGUUUGGCUCAUCCGCGUGAUAUCUCAGGCUGGAUGUUCGUUGUCUAUCUAAUGGAGGCUGUUCCGGAUAGAGAAAUUCAUAACGAUAUCAUCAACAAAGUAAUCCGAUUCGCUCUGGAUGUCGGGUGGGAAGGCGAAAGUCUUUGGACGUUUAUUGACCUGGCUGUCAAGACUUUCGGUGCAGAGACAGCUCAGGAAGCGUUUCGAACCUCUACAGACACGAUCCCAACCACACCCAUCCAGCCCAGCGAAUUCGAGACUGGCAAGGCUAUAUCAGAAAAGCCGUGGAGGAUCUGGCUGGCCAGGGCAAGGGACUAUUGGGCUAAAAGUCAGCAACCCAGUCUGUAA
Messenger RNA from Aspergillus wentii DTO 134E9, 1053 nucleotides. RefSeq lists its product as uncharacterized. Gene Ontology annotation, cellular component: cytoplasm. Gene Ontology annotation, molecular function: protein prenyltransferase activity. The transcript is spliced from 3 exons. Gene Ontology annotation, biological process: protein prenylation. The coding region runs from base 1 to 1053 and encodes 350 amino acids. The record is from RefSeq and is a predicted model, not a curated record. Lineage: Eukaryota; Fungi; Ascomycota; Eurotiomycetes; Eurotiales; Aspergillaceae.